AUGAGUUUGGUGCCUUAUAGAGAAGAAUCUUUGAUUUUAGAUGACCCCACCUCACAGUCCCUUAUUAUUGUGAACCCAACAUCAGGAACAUUAUCCUAUUUCCGGCAAAUUGACCCAGACCACCUAAACGAUCGUUCUCGACCCCCCGCCACCUCUAUUGCAACAUUUAUAUGUCCACAGUGUGGUACCGAGAUUGAUGCCACUAACUGUAGAACCAUACCGAACCAUUCAGACCAUCGAAGAUCGAGAUCAGGAUCGGAGUCUAUUUCGUCAAGUAGUAGGAUAAAUUUACCAGGUCGUUAUUUCCAAUUACUUCAAAAACAACAUCAGCAUACAAAUUCUAUAUCGUUAUCAGACACUCUUGAUCAUAAGGAAACAUCCUCAUCAGGUUUUUUUAUUCCACCAGAUCUGUUUAUACCAGGUUAUUUCCAUAAAUUUUUUAAGACUUUAUCUCUGUUGGGUAAUGGAGCCCGUGGAUCCGUCUAUAAAGUAGUUCAUAAAAUUGGUGACACAGACUUGGGUGUUUUUGCCCUAAAGAAAAUUCCUAUUGGGAAUGAUAUGGUUUGGUUUCAAAAAUGUAUUAGGGAAGUCAAGGCAUUGAGCGCCUUGACCCAUAAAAGUGCAAAUUUAAUCACGUAUAAUCAUGUUUGGCUGGAAAUGGAUGAUUCAUGUGGAUUGGUAAGAACAGCUGAUGGAACAAGUGAAGCAGGUGUGGGGAAAAUACCUUGCCUUUUUAUAUUGCAACAGUUUUGUGAAGGUGGAAACUUGGAAGAUUGCAUACUAAGGGACGUGUUUGACAAAUUUCCUGACCUGGCACCCAUUGAUGAACGGAAACAAAGAUUUAGAAUGAAGAGAAAGGAAAAAAUGGAACAUUUGGGGUCCCGUAGAGUUGGACUGAACACUAGGCAGAUUAUAUCUAUUUUAAGAGAUAUUUCCCGUGGAUUACAUGAAUUACAUGAUAUUGGACUAAUUCAUAGAGAUUUAAAACCAUCCAAUUGUCUCUUACUACAAAAAUUUAACAAAGAAGCUUAUAACUCUGCGGAAGAUAUUGAAGAUUGCUUCCCAACUAUAGUUAUUGGUGACUUAGGAGAAAGCCAAAUGGAAGGUGAGUCAAGAACAGCAACCGGUGCAACUGGAACAUUGGAAUUCACGGCCCCUGAGGUUAUUAUACCUGGAUCAGGGGGACAAAAAAGCCUAAGAAAAGAUUACAAUGAAUAUACUUUUUCCGCUGAUUUGUACUCUUUAGGUAUGAUUUGCUAUUUUAUUGUUUUCGCUGAAUUACCUUUUCAGACACAGUUGAGUAUUAGUGAAUUGAAGAUCAAUAUUAAAAAUUUCCAAUUCAAUAAAAAAGAAAUGAUUGAAAAACACAAAAGAUUGAAGUUAAAACCAAUUGAUCUUAAGAUAUUUGAUAUAAUGGAAUCAUUAUUAUCCCCCAAUGUUGCGAGAAGACCAAGAGCAAAGGAUGUUGAAAAGUUCUUAGAUCAGAUGCUAUUAUCCUCCACUGUUGAUGAUGAUCGAAUUUUUGAAGAAAGGGAGGAAAUGACUGAAGCACCCCAAGAGUCUUUUGUGUCGAUUAUGGAUGCAGAUGACUGUAUUCCAAUAUCAGAUUAUCCUUUAGCGUUACCACAAAGAGAAGAAAAAGAAAAUGAACAUAGCAGGGAGACUUCAAAUCAACAGAGAAGCAUUAAAAUAAUGAUUCCAAUCUUUUUUCUCACUGCCUUUAUUCUUAAUUUUUCUGAAUCGCACACUUACCUUAACUAUUUAACGUUAUUUUUAAUAGGCUUUUCAAUCAGGGGAACCGCUACGGAUAAUCAUUUAAUUCUUUCCAUUCUAGGUAUAAUUUUCCUAUUCCUAAUUACUGGGAAGAUUUAUUUAAGACCGAACUAA
Messenger RNA from Naumovozyma castellii, 1887 nucleotides. It is a transcript of the gene IKS1, whose product is annotated as protein kinase IKS1. The transcript has a single exon. The record is from RefSeq and is a predicted model, not a curated record. NCBI's taxonomy places the organism in Eukaryota, Fungi, Ascomycota, Saccharomycetes, Saccharomycetales, Saccharomycetaceae. Bases 1 to 1887 code for a protein of 628 amino acids.